Molecule: messenger RNA, 4695 nt
Organism: Dromaius novaehollandiae (emu)
Lineage: Eukaryota; Metazoa; Chordata; Aves; Casuariiformes; Dromaiidae
Gene: ABCG5
Product: ATP binding cassette subfamily G member 5
Exons: 13
Coding region: 31-1947 (638 amino acids)
Biological process (GO): transmembrane transport; cholesterol homeostasis; cholesterol efflux
Cellular component (GO): ATP-binding cassette (ABC) transporter complex; plasma membrane; apical plasma membrane
Molecular function (GO): ABC-type transporter activity; ATP binding; ATP hydrolysis activity
Source: RefSeq, a predicted model, not a curated record
CCGGCCGACCGGCGGCAGCAGGCCCCCAACAUGUCGAGCCGGCCGUGCCGGGCGCCGGAGGGCGGCGAGGCGGAGGCUGAGGCGCAGCCCCGAAACAGCGUCAGUGUCCAGGGCCUCUGCUACACUGUCAGGGAACGUAUCGACCCCUGGUGGAAUGUGCCUUUAUAUCGUAAAAAAUGGACCCGGCAAAUACUCAAGGAUGUUUCAUUUCACAUAGAGAGCGGCCAGAUUAUGGGCAUUUUGGGAAAUUCUGGAUCUGGGAAAACAACGCUUCUGGAUGCAGUAUCAGGAAGACUGGAACAUAAAGACAACUUCUUUGGUGAAGUGUAUGUGAACGGGCGUCAGCUGAAGAAGGAACAGUUUAAGGAUUGCUUCUCUUAUGUGCCACAGAAUGACACUUUGCUAAACUUCCUCACUGUACAAGAAUCUCUGACCUACACUGCUUUGCUGGCCCGUCAGAAAUGCUCCAGCAACUUCAUCAAAAAGAAGGUAGAUGCGGUUUUGGCAGAGUUGAGCCUCAGCCACAUUGCUGACAAAAUAAUUGGAAGCCGUACUUUUGUAGGAAUUUCAGGGGGUGAGAGGCGUCGUGUUUCAAUUGCAGCCCAACUACUACAAGAUCCCAAGGUCAUGCUACUUGAUGAACCAACUACGGGGCUGGACUGCCUGACUGCAAACCAGAUCGUCUCACUGCUCUCAGAACUUGCACACAGAGACCGGAUUGUGAUUAUUACAAUUCACCAGCCUCGCUCAGAACUCUUUAAGUUAUUUGACAAAAUAGCCAUCAUGAGCUUUGGAGAAAUGGUUUUCUGUGGGAACCCUAUGGAAAUGAUUACAUUUUUUAGUGACUGUGGCUAUUCUUGUCCUGAGCAAUCAAAUCCUUUUGACAUCUAUGUGGAUCUCACAUCUGUGGACACUCGAAGCAAGGAGCGUGAACUUGAAACCUACAGUAGGGUUCAGAUAAUUGUGUCAGCCUACAAAAACUCCGAAAUCUUUAGCAAAGUACUGGCAGCCAUUGAAAGGACAAAGUGUACGAAAGAGCUGCCACCAAUACCAUUCAAAAGCAAAGACUCACCGAGUACAUUUUCCAAAUUAUGGAUUCUUUUACGGAGGAUAACAAGAAACUUCUCCAAAGAUAAGAUGGGCAUCAUCAUGCGUCUCUUCCAGAAUCUGUUAUAUGGCUUGUUUGUAGCAUUUUUCCUUCUUAGACUAAAGAGCGACCUUCUAAAAGGAGCGGUGCAGGACCGUGUGGGGCUUAUCUACCAGUGCGUGAGUGCCCCUCCCUACACAGGGAUGCUCAAUGCUGUUGCACUUUUUCUACCCUUACGUGCGAUCAGUGACCAAGAAAGUAAAGACGGCUUGUAUCAGAAGUGGCAAAUGCUUAUAGCUUAUAUACUACAUUUUCUACCCUUCAGUAUCAUCAGUGUAGCAAUUUUCAGCACCUUUAUAUACUGGACAGUAGGGUUGUAUCCUGAUGCUUCCAGAUUUGGAUGUUUCUUUGCUGUUGUCUUAGCAUCUCAUAUAGUUGGUGAGCUACUAACACUUGUUUUACUUGGUGUGGUUCAAAAUCCAAAUAUAGUCCAAAGUGGAGCGGUGCUGCUUAAUUCAGCAGGUGUGGUAGUGGGAACUGGACUUCUAAGGACCAUAGAAGAAAUGCCAACACCUUUUAAAAUGCUAAGUUAUCUUACUUUCCAAAAAUACAGCAGUGAAGUUCUUGUAGUCAAUGAAUUUUAUGGCUUAAACUUCACAUGUGGUGGACCCAACAAUUCCACUGCAGUUAGUUCAGCAUGUGUUUUCUCUCGUGGUGUUCAGUUCAUAGAAAAAACCUUUCCUGGUGCAACAUCCCGCUUCACAACGGAUUUCUUAAUGCUCUAUGCUUUUCUACCAGGACUUGUCAUUAUAGCAAUUGUGAGCUUUAAAAUAAGAGAUAUAAUUAUUAGCAGACAAUAACAAAAUAGCAGUUCUAAACUUAAAAUAUAACAUUACAUUUUUAGUUUUAUUGUAGCUGAAGGAUUAAUUUGUUAGAUUUUAGAUGGACUUUAAGUGAUUCUACAUAAAAUAUAGAAACAUGUUUAUCUUUUAAUGUUUGUUUCUAACUGAAUGUAUGUUUUCUAUCUUGAAAAACAUCUUCUCUUAAGAACGUGAAUAGCUUUCUGCUAUUGGGAUUCCCCCUCACACCCCAUCAGGCAUAUCAGAAGCAUUACACGGUCUAAUUGACUUUCUGAAUGUAAUUUAGUCUACUGAUCGUGCCAAUUUUUAGCAAUGUAACAAACAAUGGUGUUCUAAUUUUUUUCCUCAAUAUUUCUUUUAUAAUGAGAACCAGUAAGCAGAGCAGUAUAAUUGCUAGUACAUCCUAUUUCUAGAAUUGCAUUUUAAGUAUUAUGCUCUGUUUUGAGACUGUUUGGAGGGAUUUGUAGAAAGGGAAUAAACCAAAUACAUGUAAAUAAAGACAGAAUUGAGAAAGCACUCCACGUGAAUCUUACGCAUACUAUACAAUCAUGGCAGCAAUGAGUACAGGAUCUUCAAGCAACAUAAAAGUACCCAACAUUCUGUUGUCUCAUAAAUGAUAAGUGAGAGAAGGUAGUUAUUUAUAUCUGUUUUUUUCUUUCGAUUAUCAAGUUCUAAAUCUUGUUUUACAAUCAGUCUGUGAAUUACUAAAUUUUUGGUUUAUUACUAAAAAUUUAACUAGAGAAGAAUAUGUGUAGGUUGUUUGCCAUUACUUGGAAGUGACAUCAUUUACAUCUGUGUAAAUUAUUCUUGUGGGCUCAGUACCAUGCAAGAGUCCCAUUUAUCCCUCCAAAUUAAUAAACGUAAGUGACUUUCAAAAAUGAAAGUAUAGCAGACACUGAAUUCAUAGCUUUCGUAACUUCAUUUUCAUGUUCAGUGAACAAGUUAUUUAUUAAAGAGAGGUUAUUAAAGAGAACUUUGUUAAUUUUGUAGUUUGAUAUUGUACAUUUUUAACUGCAUCAAAUUAAACUGGUUAUGUAAUGUUUAAAAAAUGAUUUUGUACAUGCUAAACUGAAGACAGCCAUAGCAGUUCAUCAGUCAAGAACAAAAUCCAUUUCUUUCCAGGUUUUAGAGGCAUUUCUCUUAUAUUGGUCAAGUUCCUAAAACAGAAACAUAUGCACAUAUUAAUCUAAUAUCCUCAUGACUGAAAGUGCUAAGAAACCUACAAUAGCCACCUAAAUAUUUAAACCAUAAGCAAAAGCUUUUCACUGUAGGAAAAGUGUACCAUAUGAUUUUUAGUAUAAUUUUCUAAAAAUAAAAGUGCUAUAUUUUGCCACAUUUGCUCUCAGAUAGAAAAAUACACCUUUUUAGCCUAGAAACUUGCUUUCAAGGAUAGAAGAGAGUUUGGGUGUUUUUUUUUUUUCUUAGAUAUUUACUUUUGAGAAAAUAGGAGCACUGUGAAGAUACAGAAAUGUAUUAUUGCAUAUGUUUUAAAAAAAGAAACCAGAAUUACUCUACAAUUAACACUGUUCCAUACCCCAAGUGCCAAAGUUAUGGCCUUUCAAAAGCAAAGCAUAUUAGUAAUUCCCUAGGCAUAUGAAAAGAAACUGUAAGAACAAGGCCUACUUUAUUUUAGCACAGGACCGAAAUGAACUUCCAUAAAAGCUUACACAUCACUGGUGGUGGUAACUUGGAGAGCUACCUGUGGACCUUAGAAAACCCUACAGAACUAAGGCUGGAUGUACCAGCAAUAUGCAUUUCAUACAUAUUGCAUGCCUUCUCUUAGUGGCACAUCUAUGGCCAAAAAAGGUAAAGCUGCAUUUUGUCCUUCUUAGCUUUCACAAUUUGUCCAGAAAGCAUGAAGCAGAAAUGCAAGUAAGAGGAAUGCAGUGAGUGUUUAGGAAAUCAACAGCCCAUAUCUGUUCAUCCUAUGGUAUUGAGUAUUUGUGGAAAUAUUAUUCAUUGCUGCUUUAGAUUCUUCAGAAAAUGUGUUACUUGUGAGUAGAAGUGAUGCCGUGCUUUAAUUUUUUGUUUUUCAAUUAGUAGUUAAAAAAAAAAAAAAUCCUCUAAGAUGCUACCAUUUAGUAGAUUCAAAAGUUUGCACCUGCAUGUGAAAAGAAACUGCAAAAAAUGUGGUAAUUAUAAUAAUGCAUCUUCUAGACAGUAUUAUGGCAUCCUUAAAACUACAUGUACCGAUUAUUAAAAGUAAAUAGAAGCUUGAACUGUGGAGGUAUAAAUAAAGUGAAUUAAGUAGGAAAGACAAGGCAAUCUGUACCAUAGUACACUUGACACCAGCUGAAUACCAGCAAGGUGGACAAAUGACCUUGUGUCAGUCAAAAAUUUUACUGGAAAUUUUGAAGCCUAAUGAAAUGCGACAGCAACAUUAGCAAACAGUUUCGUCAAUUCAGCUGAAUUUUAUGCAGUGGUUUAUAGAGUCAGGAAUUAUUUCUGAAGAUUUUUUUUCAGCAUAAGUGAUUUAAAAAUCAUUAUGAUUGCUUUACAUUCAUAAAAAAAUACAAGACUUCCACAAUAUUUACAGGAAGGUGAUACUAUAAUGAGGUAACUGUUAGACCUAACGAAAGACUGUUUACAAUGUACAAAGAGUCAUCAUAUCUUACUUGUAUCAGGUGAACAUAUUAGCUGUCUGUUAAGUACAACACAGAGAAAAUGAAUUAUACUAGAAAUUCCCAUCAAGUUCAAUUAGUUCCACAGAUACUUUUGAUGCAGCACUACUGUGAUUUACCAAAUCCC